UUACUCCAGCGUGCGUUUAUUGAUGUUGCUUCACCAGCAUGUUUAUGUUGAUCGAGGACAUGUGCCUUCGUAGCUGAUCGCCCACCAUAAUUCAUAGUUAUUCGCCAUUGUCGAGCUAUGACUUAUAAAUUCUAUGUAAUGUUGAAUUUUAAUCUCAAAUCUGUUGUCUAUUUCUUCUCGAUUCCGUUCCCGUCGUUUCCUACGGAGCUUAUCUUUUACAUCUUACCCUCAGGGACAAUUGUCGUCAUGCAAUGGUUCUCCAUUUUCUGCAGGGACACGCUGCUGAUAUUUCUUCCGACAGCAUUGACACUCCUGUCAUAAUGAAGGUAUGACAUUUCGAGUGUACAAAUCUAUUCGGGCCCCCUCGAUCGAAUGGCCUGCACUCUUUCCUAACUGGCCCACUGGCAGCUGAGAAUCAACGGUCGAGAAGAGUUCCCGAAC
This is a messenger RNA of Suillus plorans, 441 nucleotides long. RefSeq lists its product as uncharacterized. The transcript has a single exon. The record is from RefSeq and is a predicted model, not a curated record. NCBI's taxonomy places the organism in Eukaryota, Fungi, Basidiomycota, Agaricomycetes, Boletales, Suillaceae. The coding region runs from base 118 to 321 and encodes 67 amino acids.